Molecule: messenger RNA, 3830 nt
Organism: Pseudophryne corroboree (corroboree frog)
Lineage: Eukaryota; Metazoa; Chordata; Amphibia; Anura; Myobatrachidae
Gene: CCDC7
Product: coiled-coil domain containing 7
Exons: 44
Coding region: 531-3770 (1079 amino acids)
Source: RefSeq, a predicted model, not a curated record
AUCACAGGGGAAUCAGGGGGUGAAUGUAUUAUACUCAUACGUAUCAUGGGGGUAUAAUGCUUUCUGAUUUUCCUCUUUACCGAGGUGAAGCAGGAAGCAGUGCAGAGAUGUAUUAAUAUCUCGGAUCUCAAAGCAGGGGAGUGAAAAUUCCCCCCCCCCCCCGGCGAUUGUUGCCACACCCCCCCACAGCACAUCAGCCCAGUGCCUGCUUUGUGUAUGAUAUGUGCAGCUGUCGAAAUCGAUAGCUGUAGGUGUCGGACCAUUCAUACAUUUCAUUCUGUGGGUGUGAACAAUGCACGGUCACCAAAUGGAGAAUGGGAAGAAGGAGUGUAACGUGUUAUGUAUGUCUAUAGUAGGGACUCCUCAGCUAUGAUAUGAUAAUGAUUUCUAAGAUGUGAAACUGAAUUUACUGCAGCAAAAAGAGAGAUCAGAAACUUCAGUUCACCAGUUCAUAAGAAUUACUACAUGCUGUUCUUUAGGAUGGCAAAAUUGUAACCAGCUUAAAUGAGAGACCGUUUAGCAGAAGAAAAAUGAAUUCUCUUAACCCAAAAAGAAGAAAAAUGUUCAACACUACAGAGGAAAAUCUUCCAAUGGUUUUGAAACCUCCGCCUGAGACUGAAUCAGUCCUAAAAUAUGCGAUUCCAUUGGCUGGGUCUGAAAGACAAAAUUAUGAAUCUCAGAAACAAAUUAAACAGAUCCAAAGCAAACUCAGUGAGUAUGUUGCAGAGUUGGAAGAUAUUUAUGGUAAAGACAAUGGUGAAACAACAGCAAAACAUUUACCCAGGCCGGAGAAGCAGUUGGUGAACCUGCUAACUAACUGCCAUUCUGCUGCAGAAGAAUUAGAUACUACAAUCAGAGAACAACAUCAAAUCUUGGAGUCUUUGCUUCGGUGGUUCCAGAGUCAGAUGCAACUCUUACUACAGCUAGGUGAGGAAGAUAUAUCAACAGACAGAGACGAACUUGAAUCUCCUGACACAAUAACAGAACUUAUUUCAGAAAUAACGGACAUAUCCUGCAAACUGGAGCAAAUAAAAAAUAAAUAUCAAGAUCUCUCUAAAACUCAUUGUGAGAGGCCUUUUACAGGCAAAACCGAGGAAGAAAACAAAGAACUAUUUCUUAGUGUGAAACCAGAUUUAAAAGCAGGAUCAGAAGAUUCAAAUAAACAAUUGGAAAGGAUUGUUCAAGAACUUGGAAAAUCAUAUGAUAAACAAGCAGGAGAAUUACAGAACAUUGAAAAGAAACUGCAUGAAACUGAAAAUAAAUAUAUGAAGGCGGAAGCAGACAACCAAGCUCUCAUGGAGGAGAAAAGGGCUUUAGAAUAUGAGCUGAGAAAAAUCGAAGCGCUGAAGGCGAAUAAAAGUUCUGCAGAAACCCCUGUAUUGGAUUGUGAAUACAGAUUAGAUAUGGUUACAUUGCCAGUACUAUCAGCUGUGACACCUGAUGUCCCACAACAAAAAUCACAAAUAGAAGUUAAAGUUCUGGAACAAAUAGAAAGUCAUAAAACUAUGGAACUAGAGGAAGAGGCAGAACCGUUUUCAGAUUCCCAUUUACCGUCUCUUCAUAAAAAUGCAAAAAUGCCGGAAGGGGAGAACAAAGAUUUGUAUAAAACUCCAGGCACACCUGAUCUGCUUGAGGGGACUGUAACAGAGGCUCUUGACGCAACUGUACCAGAAGAGUCUGACAUAUUGAACUCUCAAGUAAGUAAUACACAAGUACAAACAGAGAAGGAAGCCGGGCAGAGCAGCAAACAGGAGACAUCGCUAUUGGAAGAGAAAGUUGUACAGAAACCAGCUGACCAAAUAGAAACAUCUGCUGGAUUCCGUAAAGGAUCAAUGGAGAUGUCAAAAGCAGAUGAGGCUGAUAAACAGCACAAGUUGCCUACUGUGCAAGAUGGACAACUAUUAACAGAGCUACAAGAACCAUAUGAAGGGGAUUAUAAUAAGGAAGCUCAUAUAAUAGAACAAGGACCUCAAGCAGUACUGGAAGAACAAGUUCCACAGAAAGCAACUGCCCAAACAGAAACAUCUGUUAGAUUUUAUGAAAGAUCGCUAACGUUGCCAUUGGCAGAUGAUGCUGAUAAGCAGCAGAAGUUACCUACUGUACAAGAUGGACCCCUAACAAAAGAGAUACAAGACCCAUAUGAAGGUGAUUACCAGAAGGAAACUCAUAUAAUAGAACAAGGACCUCAAUCAGUACUGGAAGAUAAAGUUCCACAAAAACUAAUUGACCAAACAGAAACAUCUGCUAGAUUCCAUGAAGGAUUGCUGGAGGUACAAAAGGCAGGUGAGGCUGAUAGACAGCAGAAGAUACCUAUUGUGAAAGAUGGACCCCUAACAAAACAGAUACAAGACCCAUAUGAAGGGGAUUACAGGGAGGAAGAUCAUAUAAUAAAACAAGGACUCAAAGCAGCGCUGGAAGAUAAAGUUCUACAGAAACUAACUGACCAAAAAGAAACAUCUGCUGGAUUCCAUGGAGGAUCGCUGGAGGUACAAAAGGCUGGCGAGGCUGAUAUACAGCAGAAGAUACCUAUUGUGAAAGAUGGACCCCUAACAAAACAGAUACAAGACCCAUAUGAAGGGGAUUACAGGGAGGAAGAUCAUAUAAUAAAACAAGGACCUCAAGAAGCGCUGGAAGAUAAAGUUCUACAGAAACUAACUGACCAAAAAGAAACAUCUGCUGGAUUCCAUGGAGGAUCGCUGGAGAUACAAGACCCAUAUGAAGGGGAUUACAGGGAGGAAGGCCAUAUAAUAAAACAAGGACUCAAAGCAGCGCUGGAGGAUAAAAUUCUGCAGAAACUAACUGAGCAAAAAGAAACAUCUGCUGGAUUCCAUGAAGGAUUGCUGGAGGUACAAAGGGCAGGUGAGACUGAUAGAGAGCAGGAGAUACCUAUUGUGAAAGAUGGACCCCUAAUAAAACAGAUACAAGAUCAAUAUGAAGGGGAUCACAGGGAGGAAGCUCAUACAACAGAACAAGGACCUCAAGCAGUUCUGGAUAUUAAAGUUCCACAGAAACCAACUGACCAAACAGAAACAUUUGCUGGAUUCCAUGAAGGAUCGCUGGAGACAGAGCAGCAUUGUCCACCUGACACCUAUGAAUUGGAUCCCGCUAAGAGCUUCAAAAUGAGAAAGCAACAGGCAGAGCAGCAGCCUCGGCCUCAUAAGUAUGAUGAUUUGGGCCCUGCUAUGAGCUUGGAAAUGACAAAGCAUCAGGAGGCAUUGAGAUGGGAAGAAGAGAGCCUGAACUCCUAUAUUCAGAGCCAAAGAGAUGGAUAUUUUACAGAGCAGCAGUGUCAGCCUCAUACUUAUGAACUGGUCCACGCAAAGAGCCUGAAAACAAGGAUACAACAGACCGAGCAGCAGACUCAGACUUAUGAAUUGGACCAUGCUAAGAACUUACAAACCAGGAUGCAGCAGACAGAGCAGCAAUCACAGCCUCACACUUAUGAACUGGUCUAUGCUGAGAGCUUGAAAGUGAAGAUGCAACAGGCAGAGCAGCAGUUUCAGCCUUAUGCUUAUAAAUUUUGCAAUACUGUUAGCUUCAAAAUGACAAAGCAACAGGACAGUAGAGUAAAGAAAGCACCACUAAAAUUAAAGGUUCAACCCUAUCAUAACAUCAUCCCAAACUCUUGUGGAUCACAGUUAUAUAUCCAAGGACGGAGUAUCACUUUGACACCUAAGUAUUUAUCCACUAAGACACCAAAAUGUGAUGAUAAAGCCCAGAAGGAUAUGUUGACGGUUCCCAGCUUCCUUUCAGAUGAAACACCGCAAUAAGGAAAUAAAAUAACCCUUGUACUGCGUAGCAUAAUAAAGUUUUGGGAGCAUAGGAUGAGA